GUCAAAGAGAACAACGUGCCGGUUUCAACUCUCGUAGUCUGCGGAGAGGGAUGGAACAAGUGGGUAAGGGAGCUCGAUUCGUCCGACAAACCAGUCGACGCGUUUGCUCGACCCAGACUACAACAGCAACAGAUUCAGCGGUAGGACCUUCCAGAACCGUCGAUCUCACCAAACACUGCAAGUAUCACGAUGCCAAAGGGCACGAUACGACAGAGUGCAAGUCACUCUAUGCGCACUACCUCUCCUCCUUAGCAAGUGGCGACUUUAAGUUCGAACCACUAAAGGCUAAGCUGAAGAACGGCAAGAGCUGGAGCAAGAAUAAAGAAAGGAGAGCCCAGCGCAAAGCUACAGGCAAAAGUCGACAUAGCGAAACUCAACAACGCGAUGACGAGGAGGACGCCCCGAAGAGUAAUGACGAGGCAGACUCCUCGGCUGAGGAAGAGCAACCAGCUAACCGCAGAUGCAUUGAGGUCAUACUUUCCCAGCAAAACUUGUCGUCGGACGAUGAGAAUGAUGACACACCUGUACACGAAGAUUUGAGAGAUGUUCUGAAACGGAAGUUGGAAUCCGAAAACAGCAACAGCUCCACGCGCAAUGAUCUCCGAAUAACGUUGAAUGCACGGAAGUCGCGGCGUAUCUCGGCAGUUGACCCUGAUCCCAAAGAACGCCCGAACGGUGACUUUAGGGAUAAACUCAACGCAGGAGCAUGCGAUCUCCGAAUCCGCCUCAAUCGUUCUAAGCCCACUGACCUCCGAAGGCGUUUGGAGCAAACUAAGAUGUCAAGCAACGACACUCCAUCAUCAAAAAACGAUAGAGACGUACCAACCGAUUUACGCGUCUUCUUAGACUCCAAGCAGGUCCAAACGCGACGUCAACUAAAUGUCAUCAUGGGCAGUUCUCCUCCUUGCGGCAACUCUGUUCGCUCCGUCAUGGAUUACCGUCGGCAGGUCGCGACUUCGCAGAGAUGGCCGACUAGGCCGCCAAAUCACCCUCCGAUAACCUUUUCACCGGAUGACGCUGAGGGGAUUCACGUACCCCACAAUGAUCAUCUUCUUGUAGUUCUUGGAAUUGGGGAGUACGACGUCACCAAGAUCCUCAUCGAUACAGGAAGUUCCGUCGACCUCAUUUUCCGAGGAACCCUGCAGAAGAUGGGAGUCGAUCUCGACGACAUCAAACCAUCCUCCAGAACAUUAACCGGCUUCAACGGAUCCUCUGAAACAAUACUGGGAACAAUCCGCCUUCCGGUACGUGCAUGUGGAGUCACUCGGACUGUCAAAUUUGCCGUCGUAAGCACGAAGUCCCCUUACCACGCCAUACUCGGAACCCCUUGGAUACACUCAAUGCAGGCCAUUCCAUCUACUUACCACCAGUGCGUCAAGUUCCCCGGUACGGACGGCAAAAUCAAAACACUGCGAGGAGAUCAAAAAGCCGCUAGGGAACUCCUAGUCGCCACAGUUAAACUCCAACGAUCGUCUUUAUCGGUUAACUCCAUCACUCCUCCAACCUAUAAAGUCUGCUCCCAGGAAGGCGAAAUUCUCGAGUUACCUAUUGACGAUGCCGAUCCAAGCCGGACCGCAAGGGUUGGUGCGUACCUGUCUGAAGAAAUGCAGCGGUCAGUUCUCGACUUUCUCAAGGCAAAUGUGUCCACAUUCGCGUGGUCCAUGUCAGACAUGAAAGGAAUUGAUCCGGCCAUAACAACUCAAGAACUAAACGUCGAUCCGACAGUCAAGCCUAUCCGACAGAAGCGACGCAAGCUCGGUCCAGAUAGGUCAAAGGCUAUAAACGAAGAGGUCGACCGGUUGCUCGACGCUGGUUCAAUUGCUGAGGUGCGCUACCCUGAGUGGUUAGCAAAUCCAGCAGUCGUCAAAAAGAAGAACGGGAAGUGGCGCGUCUGCGUCGACUUCACAGACUUGAAUAAAGCCUGCCCAAAGGAUAGCUAUCCUCUUCCCAACAUCGACCGUUUAGUCGAGUCCACGGCUGGAAACGAGAUGCUCACCUUCAUGGACGCUUUCUCUAGGUACAACCAAAUCAUGAUGCACCCCGACGAUCGCGAAAAAAUAGCAUUUAUCACGGAUAGAGGAACCUACUUCUAUAAGGUCAUGCCAUUCGGUUUGAAGAACGCGGGAGCAACCUACCAACGGCUUGUGAACAAAAUGUUCGCAGACAAGCUGGGCGUCACCAUGGAAGUAUACAUCGACGAUAUGCUUGUCAAGUCGCUACACGCUGCUGAUCACCUCUGUCACUUGAAAGAUUGCUUCGAAACUCUCAACAAAUACGGCAUGAAACUGAAUCCAGCAAAGUGCACGUUUGGGGUUUCCUCAGGCGAGUUCCUUGGAUACAUAGUCACGCAGCGGGGAAUCGAAGCCAACCCAAAGCAGAUCUCCGAGGUCCUGAACCUUCCAAGCCCAAAAAACAGUAGAGAAGUGCAACGGCUUACGGGAAGGAUAGCUGCACUCAACCGGUUCAUCUCCAGAUCCACCGACAAAUGCUUGCCAUUCUACGACCUCCUCCGAGGUAACAAAAGGUUUAUCUGGGAUGAGAAAUGCGAGGAGGCAUUUAUCCAACUUAAGCAUUAUCUGAGAACACCACCCGUUCUCGCCAAGCCAGAUGUCGGCGACGUUCUAUCUCUUUACAUCGCAGUAUCACAAGCAGCAGUCAGUAGUGUCCUCAUAAAAGAGGAUCGUGGUGAGCAAAAACCAAUCUUCUACACGAGUAGGCGCAUGACCGGACCAGAAACGCGAUACCCAACUCUGGAGAAGAUGGCACUGGCAGUCGUCGAAGCGGCGAGAAAGCUUCGCCCUUACUUUCAGUCACAUUCGGUUGAAGUAUUAACCGACCAGCCCCUCCGAACGAUACUUCAAAAUACAAACAGGUCCGGAAGACUAACGAAGUGGGCCAUCGAACUCGGUGAGCUUGAUAUCACUUACAAGAACAGGACUGCAGCAAAAUCUCAGGUUCUCGCAGACUUCUUAAUCGAAUUGGCCCCGUAG
Molecule: messenger RNA, 2990 nt
Organism: Brassica napus (rape)
Lineage: Eukaryota; Viridiplantae; Streptophyta; Magnoliopsida; Brassicales; Brassicaceae
Exons: 1
Coding region: 51-2990 (979 amino acids)
Source: RefSeq, a predicted model, not a curated record